AUGGCUGAUGGUGCUAGAAUUUUUGAACUUAAGAAGGAGUUAUCUCACAUUGCUCAGGGUCCUUUGGACAUUGCCUCCUAUUUCAACAAAAUAAAACAACUUUGGGAUGAAAUAGCUUCCAUUUCUGUUAAUCACCUCUCUGUAUGCACAUGUGGGGGAAAUAAGAAAGUUGAGGAAGAGCAGAAGUGUCCAAACAAUCCUUCCCAUCUAAGGUACAGUAAGAAAUCAGGGCAUUCUAUUGAAAAGUGCUACAAGCUGCAUGGUUUUCCUCAGAAUUUCAAGUUCACUAAAGGUAAUACACCUAGGAGAACUGCAACACAUGUUGAGGUUCAAUCUCCUGUUAACUCUGAUGAGAUUGGAAAUGGUGGUGGUCCUGUCAUGCAUGCUGAAUCUGAGCAGCUUUACACUUUGCCUGGGUUGACUAAGGAUCAAUACUCCCAGUUGAUCACUCUGCUUCAACAGUCUCACAUUUCUGCUUCUCUUGCUACUCUAAAUAUUUUGGCUUCUACUAAUUUUGCUGGUAAGUUGUUGCCUGAGAAUGGUUUGUUCAGAACUUGUUUACUUACUAAGAUAGAGAAUACUAUUUUGAUCAUAGAUUCUGGAGCAUCUGAUCAUAUGACCUUUGAUAAAUCCAUUCUCUUUGAUAAUCAGACUCUGCCCAUCCCUUACUUAGUUUCGGUUAUAAAGUUAGAGUUACCAAUAUUGGGCCCUUCACUAAAGAAGCCAUUGGUGCUUGGUAGACCAGACAAUGGGCUUUACAAGCUGUUUCAACUUCCUGCAAAUUCUGGCCCUUUAUGUUGUCAUAGCUACUUGGACCAUCUCCUAGGGUCCAAAAACAAUGCCUUUGAUAUGUUGAAAGCCUUCAUUGCCAUGUUAGAAACUCAUUUUCACACCAAGGUGCAAACUGUAAGAAGUGAUAAUGCAUUAGAAUUGGGGUCUAGUCUUUCAGGUUCUCAAUAUUUCUCUGAUAAGGGAAUUGUGCAUCAAACCUCUUGUCCUCAUACUCCUCAACAAAAUGGGGUGGUGGAGAGGAAGCAUAGACACUUGCUUGAUACUGCUAGGGCUUUACUUUUUCAGUCCCAUCUUCCCAUUAGAUUCUGGGGUGAUUGUAUCUUGACAGCUACCUAUUUGAUCAAUAGGUUUCCUUCUCCCCUUCUGUCUCACAAGAGUCCUUUUGAACUUCUUUAUGAUAAGCCUCCUUCUUACUCACAUCUUAGAGCUUUUGGAUGUCUUUGUUAUUCUACUGUGCCUAAACCUCAUAGAGAUAAAUUCCAACCAAGGGUUGUACCAUGUGUGCUUGUGGAGUAUCCUUUUGCUAAGAAAGGCUACAAGUUGUGCAAGCCCUAUCUCUUUUUUUUUCCUUCUGUUCCUUCUGUUUCCACUCCUCCUUCUUCCUCUUCUGCACAUUCACCUUCACCUUCUUCAUCUCAUUCUCAUGCUUCAUCAUCUCUUUCUCCUGCUCCUCCUCCUUUAAGAAGUCAGUUGCCUAUUCUUGAGCCUUCAACUUAUUCUCAGGUAGCAGUUGUUCCAGAAUGA
This is a messenger RNA of Nicotiana tabacum (common tobacco), 1536 nucleotides long. The record is from RefSeq and is a predicted model, not a curated record. NCBI's taxonomy places the organism in Eukaryota, Viridiplantae, Streptophyta, Magnoliopsida, Solanales, Solanaceae.